This is a messenger RNA of Anneissia japonica, 5867 nucleotides long. Its product is annotated as inositol phosphorylceramide synthase catalytic subunit AUR1-like. The transcript is spliced from 3 exons. Gene Ontology annotation, biological process: sphingolipid biosynthetic process; inositol phosphoceramide metabolic process. Gene Ontology annotation, cellular component: inositol phosphoceramide synthase complex. Gene Ontology annotation, molecular function: inositol phosphoceramide synthase activity. The record is from RefSeq and is a predicted model, not a curated record. Lineage: Eukaryota; Metazoa; Echinodermata; Crinoidea; Comatulida; Comatulidae. The coding region runs from base 505 to 1434 and encodes 309 amino acids.
CGCCGCCGUUUACGCGAUGUUAUUGCAAAACGCAAACGAUCAUCAGACUUUCGUGAUCUACUAACGGAGUACAACGUAGUGAAAAUGAAUGAAUAAGAAUACCCAAAGCAAUGGACUGAAUUACAUGAACACUGUUAUUUUCAGUUUAUUAUUGUUUUCUCAUUUUAGGUUAAGGAGAUUUAACAAUUUGAGCUUUAAAAAAUGCCAAUCUGGAUCUACUGCAGGAAAUUACAAAGCCAAAAUAGUUGGAUAAUCAAGUACAUUAAAGUUGAGCCAGUAUUAAUCCUCUCCAUUAUAGUACAGAUUAUACUGUAACUCUGCAUUGCAGACAUUUGAGUGACUUGGCGGCCGGGUCUUAAGGAGUGGAACAAAUUUUGACAGGAGUUGCACCCAGGACCCUGGGGUUGGAAGGAAUGCACCUCAACCACAAGGCUACAGUUCCAUGUCACUCCAUGCAGUGGUUUGCGUAAUUUGAUCCUGAUUGAAUCUUCCAAAUUUAUUACCAUGGCUCCUAGGAUACAUUGGACCCAAGGUACAGCUGUGUCCAAAGUAACAACUUUUGUAAAAAAUGCUCCGAUUGUCCACUGUGGUUUCACCGGUGCGCGCAGGACACCACUCCUGGGCAAGAUCCUGCUUUCCUUUAUACCUUUUGGUGCAUACUUGGUAACAUUUACAUUCUACCAUGAGCUACAGAAACUUAUUGGCUUAGACGAGAAACCUGUUAGCACUACAUUCCUACCAUGGUUAGAACACUCAUUAUUUCAUUGCUAUCCUCACAAAAUCCUCUCAAGCCAUACCACACCUGUCCUAGACUUUGUAGCAGCCAUUCCAUACCUGUUCCAUUUUAUAUUGCCAUUGGUGUUUUCUCUCUAUUUGAUAUAUGUCGGAAGACGACAUGAUGUACCACUUUAUCUUUGGAUCGCUGGCUGGGUCAACUUUAUCGCUGUGCUUGUUCAACUUAUUAGUCCGACAGCAUCGCCAUGGUUUGUGGAUUCUGUACAGUAUGACGAGCAUGGGAAUAUUGUAUCGGUCGCGGAAAACGAAGCAGGAUUUAAGCGUGUUGAUGCUAUGCUGGGAUAUCCACUGUUUCAUAACUUGUAUGGCAAGUCAAAAGUAAAGUUUGGUGCAUUUCCUAGUCUACACGUGGCAUGGCCAGCAGUGGUCAUGUUAUUCAGGCCUUGGUUUGGCUACCGAUUUGGUGCUUUCCAUGUAUGCUGGAUAAUAUGGGCAAGUAUGUACACUUGUCAUCAUUAUCUUGUUGACGGUUUAGCUGGUGUAACACUUGCCUUUGUUGUGUACACAGCAACAAUGAAAUUGUACCACCCAUUCACUUGUGAACGCGAACGUGACGUUAUUGCACAAGAAUACAUACCAGUGACAAAUAAAAUCCCGUACUCUGAUACAUGUGAAGUUACUAUACCUGAAAAAUCCUAGUACUUGUAGCAAAAUAGCUCCCGGUGAAUGUUAGAGUUAGAACAUAUGAUCGUGUCUGCCAAAGUGGGACAUAAGUUGAGGACAUCAAUGUUGAUUUUUUUUAAUUUUCAGAUAUGUAUUUAUGUAAUAUUAAUUUUGUUUUUGGAAUUUCAAAACAAUUUUUAUAUAUUAUUUUUAAAAUAAUUUUCAAUUAUCUUCAAUUAGAAGCUGCAAUUAUUAACAAGUUUAAUAUUUUUGAAAAUGUUUAAUUCAUUUUUUUAUACGCUAUUAAAAAAAGAAAUAUUUUGAUUUUGUAUACAGUUACUGAAGUACUUGUAACCAAAGGUUCAAUUGUGAUGUAACAUUCAGACACCAUUGGUAAUUAUAGUACGUAAAACAAGAAAUUCAUAGUAUAUAGUAAUCUUAAAUUACACUAAAGAAAUACAGUAAGUUUAUUUAGCAUUAAUAUUAUUAUAAUAUUAAUAAUAUGAAGGAUAAUAUUAUAACAUUAAUUUCUUAAGCAUCAUGAUCAUUAUCAUCAUUGACAUCAUUAUCAUCAUCACCAUUAAUUUCUAAAUAUAAUUGCUCUAUAUUACAUACAGUACGUAUAUCAAACUGUGUGUGUUUUUAAUAAUCUGGCCUAACAUAAUAUUGCUUUUCAUAGUUACCAUAGUUACCUCAUUCCAUGAGACUGGUGUUUGUAUCCAAGAAAUUCUCAUACAAUGGUGUAUUAGUUUAAUUAUUCUUCUAUCCACCUAAAAUUCAAUGUACAACAGUUGUGCCUGCACUAAUAUUAUUCAUAAAAUUAACCUUGCUUUUUUAAAAUUAGCCUGCAAACUACAGUAUUUACGGGUUUCUGCCAAUUUGGAAUAGAAAUUCACAAGUUCUUAAAAAAAAGUUUUUUAAUGUAAAAAAUUUGUUUAUAAUACACAUUUCAUUCCAAAUGCUUUUUUGUAUACUGAAAUACAUAAUCUUUGAUUUGACACUACAACUUAAGAAAUACAAAUGUUUUUACAACUUUUGGUACUAAGAAAGAUUUCUUGGAUUAGACCACAAUGUGAAUUUGACUUGUAGUGCAAAUUCCUGCACCAUCAAGUGUACUACUGUAUGAUACUGUUUUUUCCUGCAUAUAAUUGUUCAUCGACACAUAGCACUAUAUCAAGAACAAAUUUACUAGCUAAACAGAACAUACUUGACGUCUCAUCUGAGACUUCAAAGCUUUAUCCACACCAUCAAGCCUUAUGUGACAAAUUUGGUAAAUUGCCCAUAUAUGGGCAUGUUGAUGGCAUAUGAUACCCAUAUAUGGGCAUGAUAGUUUCACAUUAUACCCAUAUACAGUAUGUACAAGUCUCACAAAUUGGUCACAUAAAAUUUGAUAGUAUGCAGUGUUCUCCCAAUUGAAACAUUUUUACUGGUAAAUUUAUCAAUAAAAAUUCAGCUACUGUAUGCACACAGUGAAGGCGUUAUCCCUUUUGAGUGGGGUUUAAUGACUUGAUUAAACAACAACACAUAGUCAUAGCCUAGGUAUAGAUGGGAUUGAUGUUGAUUUAUUGAAAGAAGGCCAGUCUAGACUACCUAGGCCUAAUCAGUGGUUUUAUUUUUUUACAAUCUAAAAGUUUUUACUGGUUGGCUAGUUAUUUUACCGGAAAAAUUGACUUCUAAAAUGGCUUUGGGAGAACACUGUAGCAAUGUAGUAUGGAUAAAGUACAGCUUUGUCUGACCUCCAAAAGCCUAGAAUGACACAAUACAAUGUAUUUGAUAUGUCUGACUGAGUCAUAUACUGUACAUUAUCAAUUAAAUUUCCAUUCAUACCUUGUUGAGUCUGAUAUAAUGAUCAUGUCACAGGGAUUCCUCCCAUCCCCUUUCCCUGAAUCAAUAUUCCUUGUGAAGUCGUCUCCUGUGUACUGACUUUGCUGAGGAUCUCACCCACCUGUGUUUGGCCUGGAGAGUGCCAAAUUCACUAUGAAAGUUGCAUAAAAGGGGAUGGUGGUAGAUUCAUGGGGGAAAUGUCCAAAUCACUGUGACUCAGGCUUUAGCAAGACUUAAAUCCUACUGUACAUACAUUUAAGCCACAGACAAAUUCACUAUAUAAUAAGUUGAUGAGAAGUUUGAUAGUAUUUUUUAACUGCAUGAUAUUACAAGGUGUCUGUAAUUAAAAGUUAAUUAAGAGAUGAAGUGAUUUAAUAUUAUAUUGUAGAUAAUUGUUAUAUAUAUACUUACACAUAUCAAUGCAUGUAGUAGAACCACAAUAAGUAUUUGGGACAUAGGGUUAGUUUAGCUAUAUUAUAAUUAUUAUAAAUAAUUAGUGUAUUAUAAAUAAUUACAUUGAUAUCCUGUAUAAACUUCUUGAUCACCAUAAAUUUUAUGAUCUCUGAUAUAUUUAAUAAUAAUGCCUAGAUUAUUCCUUAAUAAAUUAGGUAAUGAACUUUUGAUGAUUUACUAUAGAUGCACAGGAAUGAUGUUUCUGGCCAGUAGUAGUUUUUCCUUUAAUAACCAUCACAGAAAAGUAGAGUGAUUUUUAAAAAGCACCUUCACAGUCCAAGAAAAAAAAAGUGUCUGUGCACUUCCGUAUCAGUGCAAUGUUAAUACCCCCGGUAGUUAGAUCCAUAGAUAGGCAAACCAGCACAAAAUGUGCGAAUUUUUUCCACAUCCUUAAAGACAUGAAAGCGUGCAAAUUGCUCCCGUUUUUUGUGGCUAAUAACAAAUUCGAAAAUUGUAACAAUAAUUUUAACAAAAAUAUAGGUGCCGUAUAAAUAAGAUGAUCAGAAAUGCAGAAAAAAUAUGUUAAGUAUGAUGUAAAAAUGAGAGGAGCUUUACUUGGUGGUUUGCAUUCUUCCAAUCCAAGAGCCCUAACUUCAAAUUUUAUAAAAAUGCAAUGAUCUUUUAAAACAACUCCACUUAUUAGACUUAGAAUACUGUAGUACAUAAAACAGUGUUCUUGUUUCUCACCUAUAACUAGCAAGUUGAUUGUGAAUGGGCGAAAAUGAUAUAAAAUUAAAUCUGCAAAAAACAUUAAAUUGAUCCUUUAUUCAAAGAGGACAAAGAUGACGAGAAUCAUUAAUUAAUGGUGAAUAUGACGGAAUGAAUUAUAAGGAAAUGUAUAUUGUGAUAAUACUCAAGUUAUGUCUUAACUUAAGAUUUUCCAUUCCAUUUAUGUGUGUGUGUGUUUGAAAUUAGUUGUUAUGGGUAAGGUGUAGAAGCAAUCCUUAUUGAAUCUACUGUAUUGCAACAAAAAUGCAAAUUGACAAGAGUUUAAUGUGGGCAUUGCAAUAAAGUAUAAGAGUGGUUGUUGAAAUGCAAGUUUUUCCACAAAGUAAGUUAAAAUAUCUUGGAAAUACAGUUAAAUAACCAAUGUGGGGUUAGAUUACUUGAAAAUCAUACUCCACUUGUACCAGAAUAAUACAACAAAUAUGUAAGAAAAUGAUUGGAUUUAAACAUUUAUCUAAAGUUAAAAAAUAAAGUUCUCCUAAUUAAAGACCACUCCAAUUAAAGACCACCUGUAAUAAGAGACCACUUUUCUAUGGUCCCAAAUUAACAAAUGUCUUAUUUUCAUUAUUGUAGAGACCAAAGCUGCUGAAGACUAUAGAAACCCUGGUCCCAAAAAUGGUCUUUAAUUGGAGGGCAACCUGUAACUGUUUACAUAAUUUACUGGAGCAGUGCUGUGUUAUCGGAUAAUGAGUGCAGUAGCACCAUUACAUAAUUGAAUAUGGUUUAGGCAUUAUUUAUGUGUGCAACAUUGAAGCAUUCAUUGGGCUAUUUGUGUUAAAAACAUCCAACAUAACAGACGAUUAUUAAUUUCCAAUUGCAAAUAUAAAACUUUUCAGUGAUGUCAUUCACAUGCUGAUGUAUGUGGUACAUGCGAGUACUUUGUCAGGUAACACUAACAGUACCUAACUUCUACUACACUUGUAUUCGUGAGACCAUGUGAACGUACUUGGGAAAACUGCUUGGACUCAAACCGAUAUUUUGAUUAAUCGAAAUGCUCUGAUUUAUAUUCUUUAGUAGGAAAAUAGUCCAGCAUUUUCCCCAGCAUUGUCUGCUCUACACUUUACAAGUGUGACUUAGCUGAAUUCUCUUGUGUGGGGCACGUUUAAGUUAACAUAUUAAUCCUAUGUAAUUUAAGAAGAAAAAUAGAGCAUACACUUAUUUCGUUUACUUACAUAUAUUGGUAACUUUAUGUACAUGCUUAUAAAGAAAUACUGUACAACAAGUAACCAAUAUGUAACUUUGCAAAGGGGUGCUUUAAAUAGAUAAAGUAUGUUCAUGUAUUAGAUUGAUAUUAGUUGUGAGAUGGGGGAGUAUUACUCUAUGGUUUAUCUCAAGUAGGUCCUCAGGAAGCUAGGUUGAUGUAGACCUGAGUGUCAUAUUUUUCCAGUAUUGCCUGUUAAUGAUGCUUUGUGCUUUAUAAACAAGCUGAUAACAGAAAUGAAUUACAAUAAAAUGUGUAUACAGUA